AUGCGACGAUCGGCCCCUUCGCUCGACGUUAUAGCCGCCCGUAAUUCCGCCUCGGCCGCCAGCAAUGCAGCAGCGAGAGCUACCCCGGGUCCGGCUGUGCAGGCAGGAAACGCGGUCGAAGAUGCGAGGGAUUCGAGGACGUCCUCGUCGACGAACUCGCCCGUCCCCGCCGACAACGAAGAGUCCGACUUCUUCCAGGUAGCGAACGAUUCCCAGUCUUCGUUGGGCGUCGUGCCGAACCUGCAAGACAUGCAGGUCGCCGAUCCCGAGUGCCUGCCCACCGUUUCGGCCCUGCCCAGCGAGAUACUCAUCAGCAUAUUCUCCCGCAUCAGUGGCCCGAACGAGCUGUUGAAUUGCAUGUUGACAUGCAAGAGGUGGGCCCGCAAUGUGGUCGAGAUCCUCUGGCAUCGCCCGACCUGCACCUCGUGGGAAAGGCAUUCGUCUAUCUGUACCACCCUCAGCUUGGAGAGGCCCUACUUCACCUAUACCGACUUCGUGAAGCGGCUGAACCUGGCUGCUCUGGCCGAGGAAGUGAGCGACGGCAGCGUCCUCCCCCUCUCCGUCUGCACCCGCGUCGAACGUCUCACCUUGACCAACUGCCAGGGCCUGACGGAUAAUGGGCUGAUACCUCUCGUCAAAAGCAACCAGCACCUCCUCGCGCUGGAUAUAUCCGGCGACAUCAACAUCACCGAGAUGUCCAUCAUCGCCAUCGCCGAAAACUGCCACAGGCUCCAGGGCCUGAAUGUGUCGAACUGCAAGCAGAUCUCGAACGAGAGCAUGGUCCAGCUCGCCGAGAGCUGCAGGUACAUCAAACGUCUCAAGUUGAAUGGCUGCGAGCAGCUCAACGAUGCUGCCGUCGUCGCCUUCGCCAACAACUGUCCCAACAUCCUCGAGAUCGACCUGCACCAAUGUGGAAAUAUCGGCAACGAACCUGUUACCGCCCUCCUGGCCCACGGAAGAUCCCUCCGGGAGCUGCACCUGAGCAAUUGCGAUCUGAUCGACGACGGCGCGUUUCUUUCUCUACCUUCUAACAAGAUGUACGAGCACCUGCGGCUGCUCGACCUGACUUCGUGCACCCGCCUGACGGAUCGUACCGUCGAGAAGAUCGUCGAAGUCGCGCCCCGACUGCGGAACCUGAUACUCUCCAAGUGUAGCAACAUAACCAAUGCCGCGGUCUACGCCUUGUCCCGCUUGGGCAAGAACCUGCACUAUCUGCAUCUCGGCCAUUGUAGACACAUCACCGACGACGCGGUCAAGCGCCUUGUACACUGCUGCAACCGCAUCCGUUACAUCGACCUGGGCUGCUGCAUGCACCUCACGGACGAGUCUGUGAUGCGCCUAGCAACACUGCCGAAGCUGAAACGAAUCGGCUUGGUGAAGUGCAGUAGCAUCACGGAUGAGAGCAUGAACGCAUUAGCCAGGGCGAACCACCAGAGCCAAUCUCGCCGUGCGGCAUCGGGCAGCGGCUCUCGUCGACACGAAUACCACACUAGCAGCUUGGAACGUGUUCAUCUUAGCUACUGCACCAACUUAACGCUUCCGAGCAUCAUCAAACUCCUAAAUUGUUGCCCCAAACUGACCCAUUUGAGUUUAACGGGCGUGCCGGCCUUCCUUCGCGAGGACCUCGAUACCUUCUGUCGCGAGGCCCCUCCCGAUUUUACCGAGCAUCAGCGUGCCGUGUUCUGCGUCUUCUCCGGCCAAGGUGUCAUUAACUUGCGACACUACCUUAAUACAACAGCGGAGUUUGACGAGUAUCACGAGCCCAGCCUAUUUACGCGACGGCGGACGAUUCAGGCCGACCCCGGCCCAACGCAAGUUCAGAACCAAGAACUGGGACCAUUGUUGGCUCCCGACCUCGACGGAUUCGACGAGGUCGACGGGGUUGAGGACGAUGACAUGGGCGAUGGUAGUGAGAUCGCCCUGGAUCCCGGUGCCUUCGGUAUGAAUGACAACCCCGCAAAUGGGGCCGCCGUCGUGGCCGUUCCUCCGCCUCCACCUCAACACGCGAACGUCGUCAUACCUCCCACUCCCCCCGCCGCAGCACUGCUAGCACCCGCUGCUCCUGGCAUUUCUCUCGUACCGCCAACACAAGACCCACGCGAGGGAGGGGUUUCGGCGAACGGUAUCCCGGGACCCAGUACGGCCGGCCAAGGGCUUUUUGCCAUUCAAAACCCCACUGGUCCUAGCACGGCGUCUAUGUUGGGUCGCGUCGAUGACGACGAUGAGAGGGAUAGGCCGUAA
Messenger RNA from Durotheca rogersii, 2241 nucleotides. RefSeq names its product RNI-like protein. Gene Ontology annotation, molecular function: protein binding. Bases 1 to 2241 code for a protein of 746 amino acids. NCBI's taxonomy places the organism in Eukaryota, Fungi, Ascomycota, Sordariomycetes, Xylariales, Xylariaceae. The transcript has 4 exons. The record is from RefSeq and is a predicted model, not a curated record.